Molecule: messenger RNA, 1681 nt
Organism: Actinia tenebrosa (Australian red waratah sea anemone)
Lineage: Eukaryota; Metazoa; Cnidaria; Anthozoa; Actiniaria; Actiniidae
Source: RefSeq, a predicted model, not a curated record
AUUUUUGAUAAACACCGAAAAUACAUAUCAAGACAAAGUCAAAAAAACUGUGCUGAGACUGAGAGAUAUCAUCAACAUCAAAGUCAAAUGGUGAUUGUAACUCUUGUUCGUAUUGGCUUCCAGCAUUCUUCAGAUUGGCAUAGCAUUACGGUUAUCGUAAGUGGUGACGUCGCGUUUUCUCCGCGAUCGAAUAUGCAUAACUGUAAAAUCUCUUAGACUUCCGUUCCAAUUUGAAACCAUCGCCUAAGACAGCAAUGCUGCAGUUGUAGAAGGAAAGGUCGAAAACGGGGUUUUCCUUGAUAUGAUUAGAAGUCUAAUAAUAGCAAGAGCUGUAGAUAAAAUGAGUAGAAGCUGUAGUAAAAAUUCACAAAUUUGCUCAAACAUCGUCUAGAACAUUACUGACUUCAAAGGUAAUAUUGGAAAUAGUAGUGCAUACGGUGAAAAGAAAGAAAAAAUGGAAUUGCAAGGUUUACUGGUUUUGAUUUUAUGUGCUGGUGUUUUUGACACGAAAGCUGCUCCAACUACUUUAUCUGUGGACUCACAAGGGAUAAAACCACCACGAAAUAAGAUUCUUUUCAAGUUUGAUAUGCAAGUCAACGAAGGAAAUGGCCGAAUUCUGCACGAAAAGCUUGAGAUCAACACAAAAGCUAAAACUGAGUUGUUUAGCGUACCGAAACAUGGCGAUUCAGAAGAAUUUGAAGUCCUGGAAGACUACUCAAUGAAUUUAACUGCGAUUCACAUCAAAGCAAAGAAUAUUUGCUACGUUUUCAAAAUGAUAUCAGCAGUUCUGCCGGACGAGUUCAAAACAGAUCUUGAAAACCAAACCAUUGUUGAAGACAAUAAUACCAAUAUAAAGGUAGAAAAUACAACCUGGAAAGUGGACGCAGUUUUCACCCAGCGAUCUCUUCUUAGUGACGAAAUGGCUGUGUUGUGUGCUCGAAGCUCAAUCUACUGGAUACAAAAGAUCGAGGACACUGGGUCGGUGAGACAGUCACGUGACACAGGUCUUUCACAUGUUCAACGACGAUCAGUCUGUAUGAACAAUAAAAUCUGUGUCCUUACAUGGAGACUCAAAAUUUGUAUUCUUCCCAAUGGCAAGAGACAGCUAAUAUGGGUUCGGGUCAUGGUAUGCAGUAAUAUCUUGUCCUGUUAGUGAUCGACUGGAGGGUAACCUUAUACCUUUAUUUGAUCCCAAUACGUUGUUUAGAAUCGAGAAUCGUUGUCGGUUGAACCGGCUGUAAAUAGGACGUUUGCACGAUAACGUCAUUGACCUCUACUACCAGACUCCCUUACAUACUUUCUUUUGUCCAGUUACUUAGCACCAAUUUUUUUACUAUUCUCAUGAGGAAAUACAAAUUUGAAUAAGAAAGAAAAAUCGCGAAGCAUCUUGGUAGUGGGAGUCAAAUGACGCCAUCAUGGAAACGUCCUAUUGAGAACCAUAUUAUAAUUUAUAAGGAGUUUUAAUACUUUGGAACAAAAUAUUUCAUUUUAUACGUGUGAAUCGACAGGGUGUUUGUAACUAUCAGUUUAUAUAAUGGAUUGUAUCAAUCGAUAAUUUAUUGCCCGAUCUUUGGAAUCGAACACACAAUUUUAUAUUUAUGACUGCAGACGUUUACCUAUUUGAUAAUAAUUAUUUAAAAUCUGAAGUGCCGAAUCUGGAAUAAAAUUGCUGAAGUAUUUA